This is a messenger RNA of Triticum aestivum (bread wheat), 1129 nucleotides long. RefSeq lists its product as uncharacterized. The coding region runs from base 218 to 1129 and encodes 303 amino acids. The transcript has a single exon. The record is from RefSeq and is a predicted model, not a curated record. Lineage: Eukaryota; Viridiplantae; Streptophyta; Magnoliopsida; Poales; Poaceae.
CAGAUCCAUGCAUGUGUAUAGCACACGACAUAAAGCAUCCAGCUACGCAAAAUUGAUGGGAUCAUGGGAGCCAUCUGCUCUAAACAAGCAAUACACAUGGCGGCAAUUAACCAUAGUUGUCCUCCUAGCUACACACUGUCUUGAGAAUCACUCCACUCUGCAUAGCAAUACAGAUCAUGCAUCGUCCUUUUGCCUACUGGAGUACUACUGCAUGUGAAUGGAUGUCCUGGAGUUUAACAUGCGCCCGUCCUUGGGUUGUUGCUUGCAUAUAAUUCUGUUCAUCGCUUGCUUCUCCUUUACUUAUUUAGCCAAGCUACCCUCUUCUCCAUCAUCACCCCCACGACGCCUGCCUGCCUCUUCCCUCCCUCCUCGUCCUUCACGCUACUACAAAAGACCACACACAAGCACAGCACAGCACAGCACAAGCAAGUGGUCACACUACUGGCAAGCUCCCCAACUCAGGCAAUUCUCUCGCAUAAACUACUACGUGGCUCUCUUGGCAGAGGAUCUAGAGCAGCGGUGGGUCAGCGCGCUCGCACCAGCUUCGAUGGGCCUCGACGUCACGGAAAUAUCUGAAUCGGCGGCCCUCCGGCCGAUCCAGACGGCCGUGAGCGGCGCCCGGGCAACGGCAGCGCCGGGGGCGGAUGAUGACGCUCCAGCCGCCGACAACGGCUGCGUCACACCCAAGGCGAGCGGCGCGCGGUCAGCCGCUGCAGGAGGAGGGGACGACGACGACGCUGCCGCCAGCACCGGCUGCGUCACACCCAAGGCAAGCGACUCCAUGGCCAUGCUGCCCAUUGCGCCACUGCGGGAAGACGAUGUCGGCGUCGCCACGGCCACGGGCGGAGAAAUUGGGCCGCGAGACGGCUGCGCCGCUGCAGGCGACGAGAGCAGCUUCACCACGCCGACGGCAGCCGACAGCGCGCUGGUGCAGGCCACUGUGUGCCCACCGGCGCCGCGGAAAACGGCUGCGGCGCUGACGAGGAAGCGGGCGCCGCUGCAGCAGCGGCUCUUCUAUCCGGUGCCCCGCGACCUGACCACCGUGUUCGUGGCCGUGCCGCAGUGCCCGCCGCCUGCCAAGAAGAUGCGGGCGCACGUCGUGGAGUCAUCGGUGCGCCUAGGCACGUGA